This is a messenger RNA of Pelecanus crispus (Dalmatian pelican), 962 nucleotides long. The record is from RefSeq and is a predicted model, not a curated record. NCBI's taxonomy places the organism in Eukaryota, Metazoa, Chordata, Aves, Pelecaniformes, Pelecanidae.
AUCUAAUUGUAGUAGUAGCCUCAAUUAUUGUUCUGAGCAUAGGAUCUAAUGGACAGGUGUUUGCCACCUCUGCAAUAAGGGGGAUCCGGUUUCUCCAGAUACUUCGCAUGCUUCAUGUAGAUCGACAGGGUGGCACCUGGCGACUAUUAGGAUCAGUUGUUUUCAUACAUCGUCAGGAACUCAUAACCACGUUGUACAUUGGAUUCUUGGGAUUAAUUUUUUCAUCCUAUUUUGUUUAUCUUGCUGAGAAGGAUGCAGUUGAUGAGGAUGGAAAAACAGGUUUCUCCAGCUAUGCUGAUGCCCUUUGGUGGGGUGUGGUAACAGUCACAACAAUUGGUUAUGGAGACAAAGUUCCCCAGACAUGGAUUGGGAAGACAAUAGCUUCCUGUUUUUCAGUAUUUGCUAUAUCUUUCUUUGCUCUUCCAGCGGGUAUUCUGGGGUCUGGUUUUGCCCUGAAAGUACAACAGAAGCAACGUCAGAAGCAUUUCAACAGACAAAUCCCAGCUGCAGCUUCUCUAAUUCAGACUCUGUGGCGGUGCUAUGCAGCAGAGAAAUCAUGCAGUUCUACAGCAACAUGGAAGAUCUAUGUUACAUCACCGGUCCAAAAUCCCAAAAAAACACCAGCGCCAUCUAGCCCUAUUCUGAGAAAACAGGCUAGAAGAUACAAAAGAAAAGGGAAACUAGGCUGUGGUAACAGUUCUGCAACUGUAAUAAACCCAGGAGAGAAUGCCUUGUCUAUUCCACAGAUCACUUAUGAUCACAUUGAUGAACAAGAAGGCAAAAAAGAUGUGUCUUUCUACAUUGAUGAACCAGGAGAAUACUAUGUUCAUUCUCAGCGUGUUUAUUGGCGCUGUGCAGCUUCCCUUGCUGACCAUGUAACAGCAGAUUUUGCUGAGUGUAUUUUGAUAUCGUGGUAUCAGUCUGUGAUGGACAGAAGCAGCAAAGUGUUGUAUAACUUGUGA